Messenger RNA from Pseudo-nitzschia multistriata, 1258 nucleotides. NCBI's taxonomy places the organism in Eukaryota, Bacillariophyta, Bacillariophyceae, Bacillariales, Bacillariaceae. The record is from the annotation of a GenBank genome assembly.
GAUUCCCACUGGACCAGAGCAAGACCAGACCGGAGCAAACCAGAUCGGAUCGGAUCGGAUCGGGCGAAACCAGGCACCGCACAACGCAACGCAACGCAGCACAGCGCAACGCAACACGGCACGAUAGCAUGGUGCUGGUUCGGUUCCGCCGCCACGGCAGAAGGAAGCCCCUGCGCCUGCUCCCGUGCGCGGCAACGAUCCUCCGGGCGUCGCUUUUGGUGUUGGUGUUGUCGCUUCUCGCCCACCGGCGGGCGGCAGAGGGCUUUCGGGUCCCGGGGGGGCUGGAAGGCAUUCCGAAGAAGAACCGCAGCCGCAACCGCCGGCGAGACAUGAUCGUGUCCACGGUGCCGCAGCUCGCGUCCCUGGUCCUGCUCGACCGGGGAAACAGCAACAGCCGGGCGCUCGCCCUGCCCUUCUUCGACCAGCCGGAGGACCGGCGGCAGAAAGAGCUGUGCCUGGUGAACCUGAUGAGGCUCCAGUCCUGGGCCCUCGGACUCUCGCGGAAGCUGGGGGAGGCACCCGGCGACGAAACACCGGAGGGUUGGGAAGACAAAAAGAAAUCACUGUACCUCGAGGCGAGGCUGGGAUCCAAGGUGGUGGUGGCCGAGUCGAAGCGAAUCAGCGGGGGGGCCACCGCCAACGUCUUUAUGCUCAAGGGACUCCACGUCCGGGAGUGCCUGGACGACCUGGUCUACUACGUCGGCAAGGGCGCCAAGCGAAAACAGAUGGACACGUACCGGGAGGACCUGAUCGAGGCGCUCGCGUCCAUCGUCGAGUUCGACGGCCUGGAAACCACGCAGGACGACUCCCCCAGGUCGUCCCUGACGCUCUCCAUGUACAACGCGCAAAAGAGCCUCUUCGUGCAGCGGAUGCUGGCCGAGCGGAUCGUUCCGCUCGUCGACGACAUACUGCGCCUCUUCGAUCCGGACACCCGGGCCCAGAGCGAAUACUACAUGAGGGAGUACUAUCCGUCCGAAGCGAUCGCGAGAAAGCCGCCGUAGGGAAAUUGGGGGCGAGCGGAACGGGCACGCGCAAGCCCCGGCACCAGCGCAGCGAAGGCACAACACCGCGGAACACCGCAAGCCGCGGGGGCGGGAGGCACCCUGGUUUGGUUGUCGUUCGGGGGCACACGCCAGGCAUAUCCGUUUGGGUCCAUUUCCACGCAUCCAUCUACGACUUGUUUGACGCCGCCGGAGAGGACGACCGCAUUAGAUCCAUUGCGGAGAUUUGCCUUGCCGAAUUAAGGCAAAACUUACAA